Molecule: messenger RNA, 1788 nt
Organism: Scheffersomyces coipomensis
Lineage: Eukaryota; Fungi; Ascomycota; Pichiomycetes; Serinales; Debaryomycetaceae
Exons: 2
Coding region: 1-1692 (563 amino acids)
Biological process (GO): transmembrane transport
Cellular component (GO): plasma membrane; fungal-type vacuole
Molecular function (GO): transmembrane transporter activity
Source: RefSeq, a predicted model, not a curated record
AUGAAAACUGAUUUAACUAAAUCUGAAAGUAAGAAGCAUUACGAUAAUGUCCCAGGGACUAUUCAUUUGGUUGAUUUAGAAGGUAAUUUAGAUGUGAAAAAGAAUAAUGAUGAUAGAAACAUUAUUCUUUUACCACAACCUUCUUCAAAUCCAAAUGAUCCAUUAAGAUGGACCCAAACCAAGAAAAUUAAACAAUUUGCUUUACUUUGGUUCUGGGCCUUUUUAUUAGCGGUUGCGGUUAAUUUUUCUGGUCCCCUUUGGGAAAUAUGGAGUGUAGAUUUUAAUGUUAGUUUUUUCCAAUUAAAUGUUACUUCGGCCCUUUGUUUCUUAUUCCUUGGAGUUGGGUGUUUGGUUUUACAACCAACAGCUUUAAAGUUAGGUAGAAGAUUUGUUUACUUACUUUGUACGAUUAUUGUCUUAGUGUCUUGUGUUGUUGGUGCUCAAGCCCUGAAUAUUGUAUCCUUAGAUAUAAAUAAUAUUCUCGGUGGUUUCGCAGCUGCUCCAGUUGAUUCUUUAGUUGAAAUUUCUUCUACUGAUGUUUUCUUCCAACAUGAAAGAGCAUCUGCUCUUGCUUGGUUGAUUUUAGCUUUAUAUGCUGGUUCAUUUCUUGGUCCAGUUGCUUGUGGUUACAUUACUCAAUCUAUGGGAUGGCAAUGGUGUUUUUAUUUUCAAGUUAUUAUUUUUGGAGUUCUCUUUAUAGUUUUACUUUUCUUCAUGGAAGAUACUACCUUCCGUAGAGACUAUAAUGAAGAAACACUUGAAGAAAAUAUUCUUGACCAAAUUAAAUCAAGAGAAACUGUGGAAGUAGGCUCAAAAGAAAAAGAACAUCAUAUUUUAGCUAAUACAAAGGAAGUUUCUAGUCAUCUGCUUUCUGAUGAUGAUGCCUCAGUUGAUUAUUCAAUUCCUGUCAGAACCUAUUGGCAAAGAAUGAAGAUCUUUGAGUUAGAAUAUAAUGAUGAAAGAUCAUGGUUAACUAUUUUUUACAGACCAUUCUUCUUGGUUUCUUUCCCAGCUAUUAUUUGGGGUGGUAUUCUUUAUGGUGCUCAAAUGAUGUAUUUAUCAUUAUUAUCAACUUCUCAAUCAAUUAUCUUUUCCGGGGCACCUUAUUAUUUUAGUGCCAAUAAAGUUGGUUUAACAAAUAUUUCUUGUUGUGUGGGUAGUAUUAUUGGUAUGCUUUAUGGUGGACCUUUUGUUGAUUGGUUAACUAUCAGAUUGGCUAGAAGAAAUAAUGGGGUGUUAGAACCAGAAUUUAGAUUAUAUGCUAUGGUUGUUCCAACUAUUGUCAAUGCAGCUGGUUUGCUUGCAUAUGGUUUAGGUGCAUCCUAUGGUGCUCAUUGGGCAGUUCCAGCUAUUAUAGGUCAAGGUUUAUUGGGUGUAGCUAUGAGUUCAUCAGGAGCCAUUUGUUUAUCUUAUGCAGUUGAUUCUUAUCAAAAGGUUGCUAGUGAAGGGCUUGUGUUAAUGCUUUUCCUCAGAAAUUGUAUAGGUAUGGGUUUCACAUUUGGUUUCCAACCUUGGUUAGAUCAUAAUGGUUUGAAAGUUCUUACUUGGCUCUUAUUCAUGCUUUCUAUAGUCAUAAAUGGUAGUUUUAUCUUUAUGAUAAAGUAUGGUAAAACAUUCAGAAGAUGGACUAAAAGUAGUUAUGAGAAAUAUUCUGAUCCUUACUAUGGUGAACUCUUUAGAAAGAAGACUUGAAGUCUUUUAUAUUGUUUUUCUUAAUAGAGUUUAUAGUUGUUUAAUAGAUUUAAAUUAAUUUAAUUCGCAAUCGUGUAGAGGUAAAUUUUUAGCAGC